Messenger RNA from Ostrea edulis (European flat oyster), 5993 nucleotides. RefSeq lists its product as uncharacterized. The coding region runs from base 831 to 3272 and encodes 813 amino acids. NCBI's taxonomy places the organism in Eukaryota, Metazoa, Mollusca, Bivalvia, Ostreida, Ostreidae. The record is from RefSeq and is a predicted model, not a curated record. The transcript has 2 exons.
UUUUCGCCGACAGAUGUCGUGUUCGCGCCAGAAUAAUCAAGUAGAACACUUUUUACAGGCAAGAUUUUUACGUAAAGUUACUAAGGUAUGCCGGUAUUUUGUGUUCAAGAGACAGUUUUAAACAAAUAAUUGCUCAUUUUCUAUUUUCUGUUUCUUGAUCACUAUGACAAUUCCAAAAUCCAAUGAAACAGACAUUGAUUUUCAUGUUUACAUCAAGCGGCCAUGUUUGUUAAAUUUGAACGAUAUGUUGACGAUUAGGUAUGUAAUUUCACAAUGCUGCGUGGGACAAAACUGAUGUUGUAACUAUAUUCUUGUUUAUAUAAAAAUGUAUACCAUUAGCACAGUUCCAAUGCGAUAAUAACUGGAACUUGCUGAUGCCAGGGAUUCUUGUAGUAUAUUUGGCUAUGAUGCAAGGAAUUCCCCGGCCCUGAUGAGGUACGCUCAGUGCAUCAAAUGAAACAUUAAUAUAUUUACACCAUCUAAUGCAGACGUCCUUGAAUGAACUAUUAAACUUUGUUAUCUUUAAUUACUGGGGUUCUUUUUUCCUUCUGUUUUUCACAUACAUGAAUCAUCAUGUACCAUGAAUGAAAUUAGUAGUCCAGGGUUGCUUUUUUUUUUUUUUUUUUUUUUUAAGAAAAAAGGUUUAGCUUUAGCUACUGGUUUACUCAUUCCUAUAUAUUCCUAGCAGAAUAAACAUUUUGCAUUAAAUUCCCCCUUUCAAGACAAAUUCUAACUGUAAAAUUUGUGAAGAAUAUUUUUUAUUCUCAUAUAUUCUGAAUAAUAGAGGAAUUUAGAUAUAGAUUGAGGGAAGUUAUGUAAAGGAACUUAAUAUGAUUCCCUUUGUUAUGAUCUUGGAUAAUUUUUUAUAUGCAUCAUUGUUUAUUUUCAGCUUGAAGAAUGAUCUGAGACAAUACACCAAAGUGAUGUCAGGGUUUGAAAGAGAAUUUAUAAUACACCUACAGAGUGUUGAUGAGCAUAAUGCAAAUGGUUUACCAAAGAGGAAAGGGAGGAAGGAGCCAAGAAGAAAUGUCUACCAAAGAUUGAAGAGAAAGUAUCGGAAACAAUGGUGGGGAUCUGGUCCUGUGAAAAAGAAGAGCAAAUAUGGCAUGCAGGAUACCAAGGAACAGAAAGAUGACAUUCUUCCAAGUAGAGGGGAAGAAAAUUGGAUGGACAGUGAUCAGGCUUCAUGGUCUCAAUUCAAUUCCAGGUCUCAUGCCUCAAAUUCUUCUGGUGUACAUGAAGGAAGGAAGUAUGAUCCAUCAUUGAUGAACAGUGAAACAUAUUGCAAUGAUUUCCCAAUAGCAGGUAUUGUGCAAGAAUUUUCUGGAAACCGGGACAAUGGCAAUUCUCCUUUCAACAGCAGCAAUAGUUGUGGAUCUCCUGAAGGUUUAACUAGUCAAGAACAAUCUCAGGUUAUGGGGAAACAAGUGAGUGCAUCUUCUGUUACAGAUAAUCAGUCAUGUAGUGAACAAAAUAACAAUUCCCAAAUCAAUGGAUAUACGUGCAAGGAAGACAAACAAUGCACAGAAUCUCAGCUACUUAAAGUGCCUGACUUACCACUGCAGCAAACAUUGUCCACUGAGGUAAUUGUGACAUCGGAGGAAAUGAAAAAUGAUCAGACUGGUGAGAAACAUGAAUAUGAUGAAUGUAAAGACUCAUCUAUGAUACCAAUACAUGAUUCAGUGGUUGUUUCUGAACCAAAGAUCCUUACCUCGUCAGAAGACAGAAAGACUAAUGACAAUCCACACACCAAAUCGAGGUCUACUUCUCGGCGGAAAUCUGUAUCAACUCCAAUUGCAUGGCAGCAGCAAUUCAUGUCAUUCUUGUCAACAGCUCAGGAAGAAGAAUGUUUUCCUUCGGAUGAUCCAGAAUUUGUGUGUCACAUAGAUGUAUCACCAUCUAAAAUCCAAAGGAGGCAAAGAUCUCGCAAUGUUCGAAAUAGCAGUUGCUCCUGUUGCACAGAUGCUGAGAGUCAUGUCAGAAAAGAAAGACAGUCCCGCCAACGAGAGAAAAAACUAUUGCGAGAGCAGAAACGUUUUAUUGAAGACAUGUGUCAUUUGGUAUCGCUCAGAAAUAAAAUAGUGAAACUUGUACAAACGUUAUUACCAGAAAAUCUUAAACACAUAAUUAAAGCGGAAACUGACAGUGUAGAUGAUUUUGUAGAAUUUUUUCUGCACAUUAUCCGUUCAACUAGCAGAGAUAGAGACAUUGAGAACAAAGAAUUCCAGUCUACAGAAAUCGGUUCUCCUAGUCAGUCUCGGAAUGAAGAUGAGUGCAUGGAUGAUGAGAUGCCUGUACUGGAGAAUUGUACCGCUUAUGUGUCCAACAUAUCUUCCCCACCUCCAGUGUCCAAGUUUCAAAGUCUCUCCGAUUCGGGUAUUGUACAGGAUCAGUCUUUCACUUGUGAAGCAACAUGUGAGACAAUUUCUGUCAGUGUUGACUUUUCUGAUGAUCAGAUGAACACUUGUGAAAAUGUGCUGGAUGAGAAUUCGGUUAUUCCAGAUGACUUUCAGUAUCUGGGUACAAAACUGAAUGUGAACUCCAAUGAGUCUCGCACUUCUUGUGAUGCUCUGGAUGGAACUCAUGUGAUCGUUAAGAAUGAAGCUGAGGGGGAAACAAUGCAGGAAAAGAACAUUGCCAGUUUGUGUGAUAAAGAAACAACAUCUGUGAAGCCAGAACCGUCCAUUUGUGACAGCGCCUCCUUUGAUCAUGUAGGAGAGGAGGGGGAUUUAAAAGACACAGAGAGAAACAAAGUUGACAGUGAGGAUAAAACUGAAGUUAAGAGUUCUAGUGAUUCAGCAGGAUUUCAGGACCAAGACCAGCGUGUACUGGACAAGCUCGACAGUGUUCUCCACGACAGUGAGUCAAAACGCAAUCUUUCUUCUAGAUCAGACCCCUUCAUGGAUCUUCUGGCAGAUAAAACUUGUGAUGAAACUUCUGAAAGCAAAUGUGAAUGUGCAAUACAAAAUUCUGCUGCAGAAGUGGACACAUUACUAGAUGAUUUGACUUGUGAUGUGAAGUCUACGACGAUCAGCACGGAUACAGAUCAGUCGUCAGGCAAGCUCGUUGAAGUGUUUGAACCAGCCAUUGUUUUGUGUAAAAAGCCAAAAAAGUGCUUAAAGUUGUUCAUGAAGAAAAUUCACUCCCUCCUCCACAGACUUUUACCAGGGGUUCAUUUUGAGCAUCAUUUCUUUAGGAAUUCCAACAAUCUGGAGUAUUUGUUGGAUGCCAUCAUUCAGAGCAAUCAAGAAGAACUCUCAGUAGAUGUGUAAUUGUACCACAUCAUUUCAUAUAUUCCAUUGUAAAGUUACUCAUUGUUUCAUAUAUGUACCACCUAAAUGUCACAUAAAAAUUUUGUGUUCCUUUCAAUAUCCUCUUUAAUAGCCCAAAAAUGACAAUUGACGUGUUCCCACUAAAUUAAAUAUAUAUGGAAAAAAUAGGAUAGGUAGGAAGUAAAUUAUAAAAAAAAAUUCAGACUGCAGAAAGAGACAAUCUGAUUACAACCUCCUUGCAAGUAUAUUAACAUACUGCACAGGAGGGGCUUAUUUUUCACGAUCAAUUUAGCUACAUAUGCUUUGAUAUCAAUUACCUCUGAAGAAAGUAAAACUGUCUACUCCUAAACUAUGUUUAUUGACUUUAUUCAAUAAUAUUUUGAACAGUUUGUCAAAAACCAUUAAAAAAAGUAUAGGGUAUGGGAUAAUGUACAAUUUAGUGGAAACACAGCAAUUUUUAUUUUAUGUUUUAUUUAUUGACGUGAGGUUUAUUUAUCUGAUGGAAUAUAUGAUUGUUCAGUCUGUCAUGUACAUGUUGGUACUUGCCAAGCCAUGAAAUGGCCACAUUGUUUUUGCGAUGUCUUUCAUUGUACAGUAGUGAAUACUAAAUGGCUUAUGACAUGGUUCAAUCAUGAUUUCGAUUAUGACAUGAUUCAAUCAUUACUAGUGAGAUGUAUUUUUCAUCAGGAUUCUAUGUAUAUUUAUAUUUCAGCAUAAAAAAAACCACACUUUGUAUUAAGUCAUAUUAUCAGUGUGUUUGAAGAAAAGGUCCAAAUCUUUAAUAUUUUCAAUUCUUUAAAAAUUUUUACUGGAAUGUGUUCUUGAUUAGCUAAGUAAUUAUUGUUCAGAUUGAUUUGUGGCAACUCUGAUAUAUUUUCAUCUUUUUAUUAGAGUGUGUAUCUGUAUAGAAGUAUAUAUUUAAAAAAAAAAAAGGGAUUAACGUAAUGAUAAUUUCUACUGAAUGACUGAUAGUCAUGGAGGUGGCAGGUAUUUUCAGACUGAAUUUGUUUACAGAUUCUGAUAUUGUAUUGGCACUUUGUAGUUAGUACAUUCAGGGAUUUUUUUGUGUGUGGGGGGGAGGGGGUGUUUCGAAAUAAGGCCCCAUUCCUAAUGCUAAAAAACAAGUAUUUCUCUCAAUUUUUGCUUUAAAAUUCCCAAACAAUGAAAAAAAAAAAAUCAAACCAGGUUACACUUACCCGGUAAUUGUUCAUAAAUCAUCAAAAAUUCUUGCUUCAAAAUUAUUAUGUAAAUCUAUGUUUUUGGCCUAUGCUUAUUUAAAUGGGGUAAGCUUUGACCUAAAUGUAAAUCAGAAGGAAUUCAAUUAUUCCUUAAUGCACUGAUUUGGUUUUCUGCCUACUUCUUUUAUCCAUAGAACAUUUUUUCCAAUUUCAAGCAAAUGUCGCUAUUUUUCCCAAUUGGAAAGGCUCAGGCCCUUGAAAUCGAGACCUUAAAAAAACUCUGACAUCAUCACCAGAUAAUGUGUCAUCUUGGUUUGUAUCGAUGUAGAUGAUACUUGCACUUUGCAGGAUGAAAAAUCCUUGGUAGUCUGUUUAAAUAUCACCCCAUUUUGUUUUUAAAUAUAUAGGUCUUUUAGAACCUGGCUGAUGUUAAUAAGGUUGUAAAUUGUAAUAUUAAAUUUUUAUUUUAAUUAUUCAAUCCUAAAUUUGCAGUUGAAUCUUUGUAAGUGAAAAAAAAUUAAUGCCUAUUACACACAUGAAGGCCUAUAUUAAGUAAGCUCUAGCCUUUUCUUGUGUACACCCGUAUGGUCUUGAAGUCUUACAAGUCUGUCUUAAGAAUAGAGAGCUGCUUUAUAAUGUGAUAGUGCACAAGACCAUGUUGAUCUGUUCAUUCUUCACCAAUGACGAUCAGACAAUUCGAUGUGACCAAAUGCUGCUCGACUUAUAUAUCAGAUCGCGUACACGUCGGAGUAGAGUUUGUAUAUGAUAUUUCAUGAAUAGGGUGUUAAUAAAAAUCAUUGCUAUUUUUCACAAAUGAUGUUAUUGACAGACAAAGGGACUCUGGCAGACAGGCACACGUCCAGUGAAUCCGACAACACAGCCUGCAAUGUUUUGAAAUUUCAAAAAAGUGAAAAUUAUUGAUCUUGUUUACAAUCUUAUUAGUCAAGCCCAUGGGUGUGUACAUGAGAGCAAUAAAACUAUGUUUUGAGAGUCAAAAGGCAAGUCUUACCGUGUACUAGAAUUAGAAAUAGUUUUUGCAAUAUUUCAAAAUAUUUUCCUUUACAGAUUUUGUCGGAGUUUGCCAAUAAUUUGCAACAUUUCCCACAGUAAAACGUCUUGGAAGAAUACAGUGCUUUACUUUUAGGGGUUUUCAGAUUUAAUCAAUUUUACGAUAAAUUUUGGUGUCUAAGAUUUAGUUUCUAGAGUUUUGUAAUAAAUGGAAGUUAUAUAUAGAUUUCCCUGUACUUGUGCUGAUUGUGUGAAUAUAGUGAUGUUUAUUAAAAACAAGAGGGGGCAAAAUUUACAUUUGCCUGUAAAAUUAUUGACAACAGUAACAUAUUAUAAAUACAGUUUAUGUGAGUAAUGUUUGUAUAAAUACGCACUCUAGCAUUGUGGGUAAAUCCAAAUGGAUUCCCGAAGUCACCAACAAUGUAAGAUAUAAAAGUGACAGAUAUUUUUUUAGUACAUGUGCAUCUCUUUGUUACGUUUGUAUUAUUAUUAUUUUUUUUCAUUGUUGAAAUAAAUUGAUUGUUAAAAAGUAAAA